AUGGUAUCGCUGUUACCUACUGUUAACAAGUUUGAACUGCCACCACUAUCUGCAAUAUUGAAUGAAUCACCUCUUCGUAACCAGUUGGGCCAUGAGAGAACUCGAAGUACAAGCCGGCCUGGUUCUCCGUUAAUGUCUCAUCAGUUAAGUCCUGCUAGCAUUUCACGAAAAGAUGUUCACACACUUCCGCCUUUCGGUCCGUUGGAUAGUAACGUUGUGGCGAUGCAAGGCAAACCUGACCCAACAUUUGGCACUCCGGUUUUUUCCAGAGUGACCAAUCCUUCUUUCCAGCAUACACCUGAAUCUAUAUCUGUACCGAAAACGCUUUCUGUUACGAGUCUAGAUUCUUCCGCAAAGAAGACUCCACAGAAUACAAAAUUAUUUGCAUUCAUUUCCCAUUCUCCGGAGACAUUUCCUCUACAAGAACCUACCAUAGAUAAUGCACAACUUGCCCGAAGGAAGAGAAGAAGAACGUCGCCCGCUGAACUAUUCAUUCUUAAGGAAGAGUUUUCAAAAGGGAGUACUCCAAACAGAGCUCGAAGAAAGGAGAUUUCCAGGCGAGUCAACAUGACUGAUAAAGCUGUUCAAGUUUGGUUUCAAAAUAGAAGGCAAUCGAUGCGCAAGCAUAAUCAAGCAAAACAAGAAAUACUUCUAGAUCCUGUUAUACCUCAACCGAUUUCCCAGCAGUUGCAUUUUACAACCUCCCCUUUACGUUCGAAUUCUUACUUCACAGAUUCAGAUAAUGGUCAAGUUCACAACUCUAUCCCAAAUUCUGAUCAAAGCCAGAGUCCCUCUCAUUUUCCUCCUCAAGGUACUUGGCUAAACACAUCUGCAGUUGUUUCCACCCCAAUCAAGCAACUAAUCUCUAGGUCAUCAAUCACUAAUGAUUUCGGAUCAACUAUGACUUUCAGACUGCAAGCAACUGGACCACGUCCAAGAAAAUCCUCAUCACCGUUCAGUUCUGGUUCUGGAUCUGCCAACCGAAACCUAGUGCAUGUGAGUGAAAGAAUGGACGCUGAAUUUCUGAACAAACCGAUCAUGAAAGUUAGUCAACAAAACUUCGAUUUUAAACGAGGUUUGGAUAACGCCAAGACACCGUCCAAACAAUUAGUCCUUCAAGACAAAUCUAGAAGCGAACUCAACAAGUCGAACUCAGCACCAAGUAUCAAAAUUAGCAGAGACGAAGACGAAGAAUGUGUCAAGCAACUUCUAAGUUUACAUAGCUCUUGA
Messenger RNA from Komagataella phaffii GS115, 1230 nucleotides. Its product is annotated as Homeodomain-containing transcriptional repressor. Gene Ontology annotation, molecular function: RNA polymerase II cis-regulatory region sequence-specific DNA binding; DNA-binding transcription factor activity, RNA polymerase II-specific. Lineage: Eukaryota; Fungi; Ascomycota; Pichiomycetes; Pichiales; Pichiaceae. The transcript has a single exon. The coding region runs from base 1 to 1230 and encodes 409 amino acids. Gene Ontology annotation, biological process: regulation of transcription by RNA polymerase II; cell differentiation. The record is from RefSeq and is a predicted model, not a curated record.